This is a messenger RNA of Danio rerio (zebrafish), 15338 nucleotides long. It is a transcript of the gene mycbp2, whose product is annotated as MYC binding protein 2. Gene Ontology annotation, biological process: protein ubiquitination. Lineage: Eukaryota; Metazoa; Chordata; Actinopteri; Cypriniformes; Danionidae. Gene Ontology annotation, molecular function: ubiquitin protein ligase activity. The record is from RefSeq and is marked validated. Gene Ontology annotation, cellular component: nucleus; cytoskeleton; axon.
GACAGUCAGCGACAUGAACAGGGAAGGAUGAUGAAGCUAAGAUGGCAGCGCUACUAGGGGUGCUGUCUUUACGGGGUCAAGAAAAACAGCAGGAAUAAACGCAGAGCACGGACGUCAGCUCGCGCAUUUGAGUUAUUUCACUUCGGCCAAUUGAACGUGGUUGGAUCGCCUGCAAUCGGGGAAAUAACGGUUGAUUCGGCCGAUCCGGCGCAGGAAGGGACGCGUAUUUCGCAGUCGCAGCAGAGCGGCUAACCGUAAACGUCGUUUCAAUCGGGGAUACUCGGAUGUAAUUCGCCGGGCGUUUUGCGGGUUUGCAGAGAGGAUUUAUGGAGUGCGACUGGGACUUUUAGCUCUGUUGAUUGACAGUGUAAUCUAAUAUAUGCGUUGUUCCCCUAAACGAUGAUGUGUGCUGCUGCGGCAGCGGGUGCCGGUGGAAGCGGGAUUCUGUCCUCCUCAUCCCACUCCAUGGGGCUGGGUGUCAGGGUCAUCCCCGGAGCUGGAAACGAUUUCGCACCGAUCGGAUCAGGGAUGGGCUCCUGUCCCGUUGUAGGGGCCCGCUCGGAUUGUCGGAGCCGCUACCAGCUUCUUCUCUCAGGGCGAGCACUGGCGGAGCGGUACCGGAGGAUUUACACCACCGCGAUCAACGACAAAGAGCAGGGGCUCAACCUCGGCAGGGGGAAGAAAGCUUUGAGCAAGAAGAAGCUAAAAAGGAGGCAAAAAGUCAAAUCAAAAGUAAAAACAAGAACAAAGACAGAUACUCUGGAUGGGGCCUUUCCAGUGCCUGACAUCAAACUCCACAGCAAUCCCUCUGCAUUCAAUGUCUACUGUAAUGUACGGCACUGCGUGCUGGAUUGGCAGCAGAAAGAGGCCGCAUUGGCCCUCGCCUCUCGAAACUCUGUGCAGAGCGGUGACUCUGACAGUGAGGAAGAGGAGGAGUACCGCGAACCUUUUGUCAAACUGCCGAAGAUCAUUGGGAUUGGACUGUGUGGAGUGUUUGAGCUCAUCAAAGAGACCCGUUUCUCGCACCCGUCACUGUGCUUACGGAGCCUUCAGGCCCUUCUAGAUAUGCUCCAGGGACAGCAGCCAGAGAGCUUUCAGACCGAACCACCAGAUGUGCUGGAGUCUCUGUUCCACCUUCUGUUGGAGACAACGGUGCGGAGCACAGGGAUGAAUGACCCCACUGGUCAGACCCUGACAGCGUUAUCCUGCGCCUGCCUCUUCAGCCUGGUGGUGGCUUGGGGAGACACCGGCAAAACCCUACAGGCUGUGUCUGCUAUCCUCACCAACAAUGGCAGUCAUGCAUGCCAGACCAUCCAGGUUCCAACAAUCCUGAAUGCACUACAGAGAAGUGUGCAGGCGGUUCUGGUGGGGAAGAUUCAGAUCCAGGAAUGGUUCGGAAAUGGCAUCAAGCGAGCUGCACUGAUGAACAAAUGGGUUCUGAAGGAGGUGAACAUCGAUGACGACGAACACUGUCUUCUUCAAACAGAUGGUUCCUUUCUUUACCUGCUCUGUAAAGAUGGCCUCUACAAAGUAGGCUCAGGAUACAGUGGCACCGUUCGGGGCCAUGUAUACAACUCCACAUCACGUAUCAGGAACCGUAAGGAGAAAAGGUCAUGGCUGGGAUUCGCCCAGGGUUGUUUGCUAUAUCGAGACAUGAACAGUCACAACAUGGCAGCCAUAAAGAUCAACCCAGAGACUCUGGAGCAGGAGGGCACCAUCACAGUGCCUGGUCUGCAAGCAGAUGGACAGAACAUCAUAUUCACUGACGGAGAAUAUAUCAACCAGAUUGCAGCCUGCAAAGAUGAUGGCUUUGUGGUGCGGAUCUAUGCUACCAGCUCAGACCCAGCUUUACAGCAGGAGCUGCAGCUCAAACUGGCCAGGAAGUGUCUUCAUGCCUGUGGGAUUUCCCUCUUCGACCUGGAGAAAGAUCUUCAUAUCAUCAGCACAGGGUUUGAUGAGGAAGCAGCCUUGAUUGGAGCUGGCAGAGAGUUUGCUUUGAUGAAAACUGCAUCUGGCAAGAUCUACUAUACUGGAAAGUAUCAGAGCCUCGGUAUCAAACAGGGCGGACCAUCGUCUGGGAAGUGGGUGGAGUUGCCUGUCACCAAAUCACCCAAGAUUGUGCAGUUCUCAGUGGGACAUGACGGCUCCCACGCCCUGCUGGUGGCGGAGGAUGGGAGCGUCUUCUUCACGGGCUCCGCCAGCAAAGGGGAGGACGGAGAGUCAACAAAGAGCAGAAGACAACCAAAGCCCUACAAACCCAAGAAGAUGAUCAAACUCGAAACCAAGAUGGCCGUUUACACAGCCUGCAACAACGGCAGUAGCAGCAUCGUCACUAAAGAUGGAGAGCUCUACAUGUUUGGCAAGGAUGCCAUUUACAGUGACAGUACCUGCCAGGUAUCAGAUUUGAAGGGACACUUUGUAACUCAGGUAGCCAUGGGAAAAGCUCACACCUGUGUCCUGACCAAGAGCGGGGAGGUUUGGACCUUUGGAGUGAACAACAAAGGCCAGUGUGGUCGAGACACUGGAGCUAUGAGCCAGGCAGGGAAAGCGUUUGGAGUGGAGAACAUGGCCACCGCUAUGGACGAGGACCUGGAGGACGAGCUGGACGAGAAGGAGGAAAAGUCUAUGAUGUGUCAGCCUGGCAUGCACAAGUGGAAGCUGGACCAGUGUAUGGUGUGCACUGUGUGUGGAGACUGCACUGGAUAUGGGGCCAGCUGUGUGAGCAGUGGCCGACCUGACAGAGUGCCAGGAGGGAUCUGUGGCUGUGGCUCUGGCGAGUCGGGCUGUUCGUCAUGUGGCUGCUGUAAGGCUUGUGCCAGAGAGCUGGAUGGUCAGGAAGCCAGACAGAGAGGAAUCUUUGAUGCUGUGAAGGAAAUGAUACCGCUGGACCUGCUGUUAGGCGUCAAUAUAGAGGAGCACAUCCAGAUUCGACAGGAGGAGAAGAGACAGCGCAUCAACCGCCGCCACCGGCUGGAGGAGGGCCGAGGCCCCCUUGUUUUCCCUGGUCCCCUUUUUAUGAACCAGCGUGAGCAGGUGCUAGCCAGACUAAGACCUCUUCAGGCUGUUAAGCUAAUGCGGGAGAAACUAAAAGAUGGCAGCAGUGAACGCGGGGACAAAGAUGCCAGUAAGAUCACUACAUAUCCUCCCGGGGCCGUUCGUUUCGACUGUGAGCUGCGAGCUGUGCAGGUCAGCUGUGGUUUCCACCACUCCGUUGUUUUAAUGGAGAAUGGCGAUGUUUACACUUUCGGUUAUGGACAACAUGGACAACUUGGACAUGGAGAUGUUAAUUCUAGGGGGUCUCCCACUUUGGUGCAAGCUUUGCCUGGCCCCAGUACUCAGGUGACAGCAGGCAGUAACCACACUGCAGUGCUUCUCAUGGAUGGACAGGUCUUCACCUUCGGGAGCUUCUCAAAAGGACAAUUAGGGCGGCCCAUCCUAGACAUGCCCUACUGGAAUGCCAAGCCCUCUCCAAUGCCCAACAUUGGUGCCAAAUACGGUCGAAAGGCCACGUGGAUUGGAGCCAGCGGCGAUCAGACCUUCCUUCGAAUCGACGAAGCGCUGAUCAACUCUCACGUUCUGGCCACCUCUGAGAUUUUUGCCAACAAACACAUCAUUGGUUUGGUUCCAACGUCUAUAUCUGAACCUCCUCCUUUUAAAUGCCUGCUGAUCAACAAACUGGAUGGGAGCUGCCGCACAUUCAAUGACUCCGAGCAGGAGGAUCUCCAGGGGUUUGGCCUCUGCUUGGAUCCUGUCUAUGAUGUCAUUUGGAGGUUUCUCCCUGUCACGCGGGAGAUGUGCUGCUAUAACGCUGUGAUAGCAGAUGCUCGUGUGCCCACUGCCUCCGACAUCCAGGCCCUCUGCAGCAUCCUGAGCCCUGAACUGGCUCUGCCCUCAGGAUCCCAUGCCAGCACCACCCGCUCCCAUGGAGCUCUGCACAUCCUGGGUUGUCUUGACACACUGGCUGCUAUGCAGGAGCUGAAGAUGGGUGUUGCCAGCGCUGAGGAGGAGACCCAGGCUGUUAUGAAAGUCUACUCAAAAGAGGAUUACAGUGUCGUCAACCGCUUUGAGAGUCAUGGAGGAGGCUGGGGUUACUCUGCCCAUUCAGUGGAGGCCAUCCGCUUCUGCGCUGAUGCUGACAUCUUGUUAGGGGGUUUGGGUCUUUUUGGUGGUCGAGGAGAAUACACUGCAAAGAUCAAGCUGUUUGAGCUGGGUCCAGAUGGAGGAGACCAUGAAACUGAUGGAGACCUUCUGGCAGAGACGGAUGUUCUGGCAUAUGACUGUGCUGCUCGGGAGAAGUACGCCAUGAUGUUCGAUGAGCCUGUGCUGCUUCAGUUGGGCUGGUGGUACGUGGCGUGGGCACGUGUGUCUGGACCGAGCAGUGACUGCGGUUCCCACGGCCAGGCCACAAUCACCACGGAUGAUGGUGUGGUCUUUCAGUUCAAGAGCUCAAAAAAAUCAAACAAUGGUACUGAUGUGAAUGCUGGACAAAUACCUCAGCUGUUGUACAGGUUGCCUUCUAAUGAUGGAAACGCUUCCAAAGGAAAGCAGCAGACCAGUGAACCUGUACACAUCCUCAAGCGCACUUUUGCCAGGACCGUGUCUGUGGACUGUUUCGAGUCUCUGCUGAGUAUCCUGCACUGGAGCUGGACCACGCUAGUGUUGGGAGUGGAGGAGUUGAGGGGAUUGAAGGGUUUCCAGUUCACAGCUACCCUUCUUGACCUCGAGCGCCUGCGGUUUGUGGGCACCUGCUGCCUGCGACUGUUGCGAGUCUACAUCUGUGACAUCUUCCCCAUUUCUGCCAGCACCAAAGCGAUUGUGGAGGAGUCCAGCAAGCUGGCGGAGUGUGUGGGAAAAACACGUAGCCUACUGAAGAAGAUCCUGUCAGAAGGAAUGGACAACUGCUUGACCAAGCUGGACAACGACCCACAGGGAUAUUUGAGUCAACCGCUCACGCUGCUGGAGGCUGUGCUGCAAGAGUGUCAUAACACUUUCACAGCCUGCUUUCACUCCUUCUACCCGACUCCGGCUCUGCAGUGGGCCUGUCUCUGCGACCUACUCAACUGCCUGGACCAGGACAUUCAAGAGGCAAACUUCCGCACAUCGAGCAGUCGUCUGCUGGCUGCGGUGAUGUCAGCGCUGUGCAACACAUCGGUCAAGCUGACCUCCAUCUUGCCCAUUGCGUAUGAUGGGGAGGUGUUACUCCGCUCUCUCGUCAAGCAGGUCAGCACAGAGAAUGACUCUGCCCUUGCUCACCGCUUCCCCCUGCUGGUGGCACACAUGGAGAAACUCAGCCACACGGAAGAGAAUCUCAUGGGCAUGACAACAUUCCGGGAGGUUCUGGAGAAGAUGCUGGUCAUUGUAGUGCUUCCUGUGAGGAAGAGUCUUAGGAAAGAGAUCGAGCUCUUUUCUCCUCAUCUCGUGUCCAACACCUGUGGUCUGCUGGCCAGUAUUGUCAGCGAGCUCACCGCAUCUGCUCUAGGUUCUGAGGUUGAUGGUCUGAACUCCCUGCACUCUGUGAAAGCCACCCCCAACCGCUUCACCAAAACCAGCCAGGGACGCAGCUGGAACACUGGGAAUGGCUCCCCCGAUGCCAUCUGCUUCACCGUGGACAAGCCAGGGGUGGUGCUGGUGGGUUUCUGUGUGUACGGCGGAGGAGGCAUUCAUGAGUAUGAGCUGGAGGUGCUCGCUGAUGAUGCUCAGACGGAGCACCCUGGAGAUUCCGCCCACUCCCACAGAUGGACGUCUCUAGAACUGGUCAAAGGCACUUACAGCACUGAUGACUCCCCCAGUGACAUCGCCGAGAUCCGUCUGGACAAAGCUGUUCCUCUGAAGGAAAAUGUGAAAUACGCCGUUCGUCUGCGUAACUAUGGCAGCCGCACAGCCAAUGGGGACGGAGGCAUGACCACCGUGCAAUGCUCUGAUGGAGUCGCCUUUACCUUCAGCACCUGCAGCUUGAGCAGCAAUGGCACCAAUCAGACCAGAGGCCAGAUCCCUCAGAUUCUUUAUUACAGGAGUGAAUAUGAUGGUGAUCUUCAGUCACAGCUGCUAAGCAAAGCCAAUGAAGAGGACAAGAAUUGCAGUCGAGCCCUCUCUGUAGUCAGCGUAGUUGUACGGGCAGCCAAAGACCUCCUUCAUAGGGCCUUUGCUGUGGAUGUUGAAGAUAUUCCAGAGCUGUUGAGUUCCUCCAGUCUUUUUUCAAUGCUGCUUCCACUUAUUUUGGCAUAUAUUGGUCCUGUGGCUGCCUCUGUUCCUAAGGCUGCGGUGGAGGUGUUUGGUUUGGUUCAGGAACUUCUUCCAGCUGUUUCUGCCCUGAACCAGAAAUAUGCCCCGCCCACCUUCAACCCUAACCAAUCCACUGACAGCACUACUGGGAACCAGCCAGAGCAGGGCCUGUCAGCUUGUACCACAUCCAAUCAUUAUGCUGUUCUAGAGAGCGAUCACCCCUACAAGCAGGCUGGUGUCACUCAAUACAAGGUUUCAUUCCCAGACUGUGUUCGCUGGAUGACAGUUGAGUUUGAUCCUCAGUGUGGUACAGCUCAGCCAGAAGAUGUCCUCCGUCUCCUGAUCCCCAGCCGAUCGCUGCACUUCUCCGGGCUCAGCUCCAAAGCUCUGGCUCACGAGACCAUCAACAGCUGGACUGAGCUCAAGAAGUUCUCUGGCUCAAGUGGCUGGCCCACGGCUGUCUUAGUGCUGCCAGGUAACGAAGCCCUUUUCUCCUUGGAAACUGCAUCGGAUUAUGUGAAGGAUGAGAAAGCCUCUUUCUACGGAUUCAAAUGUGUAGCUGUCGGUUACGAGUUUAACCCUGGACUUGAUGAGGGAAUUAUUCAGUUGGAGAAGGAAUUGGCCUAUUUAGGAAGCGUGUGUGCGGCUGCUCUCAUGAAAAAGGAUCUUGCCCUACCCAUAGGAAAUGAACUGGAGGAGGAUUUGGAGAUUUUAGAGGAGGCCUCACUCCAGGUUUGUAAAUCCCACUCCGGGCUCCUGGGGAAGGGACUGGCUCUGUCUCAUUCUCCCACCAUCCUAGAAGCACUGGAAGGGAACUUGCCAUUGCACCUGCAGACCAACGAACACUCCUUCCUAGAGGACUUCAUCACCUGCGUGCAGAGCUCCAGUGGCGGGCGACUCGCCAGGUGGCUUCAGCCAGACUCCUACGCAGACCCUCAGAAGACAUCACUGAUCCUAAACAAAGAUGACAUCCGCUGUGGCUGGCCCACUACUGUUGUGGUCCAGACCAAAGAUCAGUAUGGAGAUGUUGUGCAUGUGCCGAACAUGAAGGUUGAAGUCAAAGCUGUUCCCGUCUCUCAGAAGAAGUCCAUCCAGCAGGAGAACAUGAAGAAAUUGCAGCGUUUGCCAGGCACUUCCUCUAAUUCUGCAACAGGCACUGAUCUCACAUUUGGUGGUCAUCCAGCACCCAAACUGGAGGCGACAUACGAGCCCAUGAUCAUCAAAGAGGCCCGUUAUAUCGCCAUCACUAUGAUGAAGGCAUAUGAAAAUUACUCCUUUGAGGAACUUCGCUUUGCUUCACCAACACCAAAAAGGCCCAGUGAGAACAUGCUUAUCCGGGCCAACACAGAUGGCACUUACAGCGCUAACUGGACCCCUGGUGCUGUUGGACUAUAUACCAUUCAUGUUACCAUCGAUGGCAUCGAGAUCGAUGCUGGUCUGGAGGUCGAGGUCAAAGACCCACCCAAAGGAAUGAUCCCUCCUGGCACACAGAUGGUCAAACCUAAAGCUGAACCUCAACCUAGCAAGGUGCGCAAAUUUGUGGCCAAGGACAGCGCAGGGCUGCGUGUGCGUAGUCACCCUUCUCUGCAGAGCGAACAGAUAGGCAUAGUCCAAGUCAAUGGCACCAUCACAUUCAUUGACGAGAUCCACAAUGAUGAUGGUGUCUGGCUCAGACUGAAUGAUGAGACAGUAAAGAAGUAUGUUCCCAACAUGAAUGGCUACACUGAAGCCUGGUGCCUCUCUUUUAACCAGCAUCUGGGCAGAAGCCUCCUGGUCCCUGUCGACGUGAUAAACUCGGAGGGCACCUGGGUGCAGCUGGAUAAGAACAGUGUGGUGGAGUUCUGUGAAAGUGAUGAAGGCGAGGCCUGGUCUCUGGCCAGAGACAGAGGGGGGAACCAAUACCUGCGGCACGUUGAAGAGCAAGCUGUUUUGGAGCACGGAGCACAGACGCCUCCUCCCAGCCCAUUCUCUGUUCAGGCGUUUAACAGAGGCAUGGCCAGCUCAGGAGCUCAAGGCUUUGACUACGGCAUCUCCAACAACAAAGGUGACAGAGAUAACAUGGCCAGUUGGUCUGUGUCUCCAGGCAGCAAACAUCGUCAAGAGAGCCGAUCCUCCAAAACCGACAGCCACUCAAACCGAUCUGUUGACCAGGUGAAGAGCAAGAACAACGAGAGUCUGUCUGCCAGCGAAGCCCUCAUUCUGAAAUCAGAUACAGGCAAAUUGCGGUCUGACUCUCACAGCCGCUCCCAUUCUCCUAACCACAACACUCUUCAAGCCCUGAAAGCUGAUGGCAGAACCUCAGGACUUAGGGCUGAGUCUCCAAACCCUGGCUCCCGAUCCUCCUCACCAAAACAAAAGACCUUCACUUCAGGGAGAUCUAGCCCUUCUAGCACCAGUUCCCCACGCUCAUCAUCUCCUCAUGAUAAGAACCUGCCCGCCAAAGUUAGUCCCUCUAAAGUUCACCUGGAUCCACCACGCGAGAGAUCCAAAUCGGACUCUUAUACACUAGAUCCUGACACUCUUAGAAAGAAGAAGGUCCCUCUUAUGGAACCUCUAAGGGGCAGGUCUACAUCCCCAAAGCCAAAACUCCCACCCAAAGAGAGCAAAGGAGGUAGCAGCAAUGCAGAAAACCGAGCCCCUUCUCCCCAUGUAGUUCAGGAAAAUCUCCACAGUGAAGUAGUGGAGGUAUGUCGGUCUAGCGCCUUGCUAUCCAACGAUGAAGGCAAUGAUGAGAAUUCAGAGUUGCACAAUGCUGAAGAAGGCUCCUCCAAGGUCCAUUUUAGCAUUGGAAAAGCACCAGUCAAGGAAGAACUUGAAAGUCGCUCUUCACCCAAAGUCAGCCGUAAAACCUCUAGCAGGCAUGUAAGACCCAAAAAAGACAAAUCAGGGCCACUCUUUAAGGGGGAAAAUGUGCGUCCCACUGAACCUGCCAAGCAAGCCAUGUCACCUUCUGUCGCUGAAUGUGCCCGUGCUGUUUUUGCUGCCUUUCUGUGGCAUGAGGGUAUUGUACAUGAUGCCAUGGCAUGCUCUUCUUUCCUCAAGUUCAACCCUGAGCUGACCAAAGAACAUGCACCUAUCCGUAAUUCCCUCAGCUGCCAACAAGGUUUUGAUGAAAAAGAGAGCAAACUGAAGAACCGGCACUCUCUGGAGAUCUCCUCAGCCCUCAACAUGUUUAACAUAUCACCACAUGGCCCAGACAUUUCCAAGAUGGGUAGCAUAAACAAGAACAAGGUCCUUUCCAUGCUAAAAGAGCCACCCUUGCCUGAGAAGUGUGAGGAUGGAAAGGAAUCUGUCUCUUAUGAGAUGACCAGUCACUCCUCCAUGAGGUCAAAAUCCAUUUUGCCUCUUACUCUCCAGCACUUAGUAGCCUUCUGGGAGGACAUAUCAAUGGCUACCAUAAAAGCGGCAACACAGAACAUGAUCUUCCCAAGUCCAGGAUCCAGUGCUAUCCUUAAAAAGAAGGAGAAUGAAAAGGACAGCAAAAAGACAAAGAAAGAGAAGAAGAAAAAGGAGAAAGCUGAGGUACGCCCUAGGGGAAACCUCUUUGGGGAGAUGGCGCAGUUAGCUAUGGGAGGUCCAGAAAAGGAUACCAUCUGUGAGCUCUGUGGAGAGUCUCAUCCAUACCCUGUUACAUACCACAUGCGGCAGGCCCACCCAGGAUGUGGUAGGUAUGCUGGAGGUCAAGGCUAUAACAGUAUUGGUCACUUCUGUGGAGGCUGGGCUGGAAACUGUGGUGAUGGUGGGAUUGGUGGAAGCACCUGGUACUUGGUGUGUGAUCGUUGCCGAGAGAAGUAUCUGAGAGAAAAACAAACAGCUGCUAGAGAAAAGGUUAAGCAGUCGAGGAAGAAACCUCUCCAGGUGAAAACGCCACGAGCUCUGCCUACAAUGGAGGCCCACCAAGUGAUCCGUGCGAAUGCACUUUUCCUUCUUUCUCUAAGCAGUGCUGCUGAACCUAGCCUGCUUUGCCAUCACCCACCCAAACCUUUCCACAGUCAUCUGCCAAGCCUCAAGGAGGGAGUGUCUGAGGAACUACCCAACAAGAUGGGCUGCCUCUAUUUGCAAACCCUAGCCCGCCAACACACAGAGAACUUUGGAGUCUAUCAAGAUGACAACCUUUUUCAGGAUGAGAUGCGUUACCUGCGGUCUACUUCAGUUCCUGCUCCUUAUAUCUCAGUCACUCCAGAUGCCUGCCCCAAUGUUUUUGAAGAGCCAGGAAGUAACAUGAAGUCCAUGCCACCAAGUUUGGAGACAAGUCCAAUCACAGACAGUGACACAGCCAAGCGAACAGUAUUCCAGCGCUCAUAUUCAGUAGUGGCCUCUGAGUAUGAUAAGCAACACUCAGCCUCUCCAGCAAGGGUUAAAGCAGUGCCAAGACGAAGAGUUCACAGUGGAGAUGCAGAAGUUGGGUCAUCGUUGCUUCGUCAUCCUUCUCCUGAGUUGUCUCGACUGAUCUCAGCCCACGGCUCUCUCAGCAAGGGUGAACGGAACUUUCAGUGGCCUGUGUUGGCAUUUGUCAUCCAGCAUCAUGACCUAGAGGGCCUGGAGGUGGCUAUGAAGCAUGCACUCCGCAAAUCAGCCUGCAGGGUGUUCGCCAUGGAGGCGUUUAAUUGGCUGCUGUGUAACGUUACGCAAACCACCUCCCUCCAUGAUAUUCUGUGGCACUUUGUGGCAUCUCUGACUCCUUCUCCUUUUGAGACUGAAGAAGAGGAGGAUGAAGAGAACAAAGGGAACAAGGAGAACCUUGAACAGGAGAAAGAUUUAGGUGUCUGUGAGCACCCCCUGUCUGACAUUAUCAUCGCCGGAGAAGCAGCUCACCCGCUCCCUCACACUUUCCACUGUCUUCUCCAGACCAUAUCUGACCUUAUGAUGUCACUUCCCAGUGGAAGCUCACUUCAGCAGAUGGCCCUGAGAUGUUGGAGCCUUAAAUUCAAACAGUCAGAUCAUCAGUUCCUGCACCAGAGUAACGUAUUUCACCACAUCAACAACAUCCUCUCUAAAUCAGAUGAUGGGGACAGCGAGGAGAGUUUUAACAUCAGCGUACAGUCAGGAUAUGAAGCCAUUAGUCAGGAACUUUGUGUGGUGACCUGUCUGAAAGAUCUGACUAGCGUGGUGGACAUUAAAACAUCCAGUCGGCCAGCCAUGAUUGGCAGCCUGACUGAUGGCUCCACUGAGACAUUCUGGGAGUCUGGGGAUGAAGAUAAGAACAAAACGAAGAGUAUCACUAUCAGCUGUGUGAAAGGCAUCAAUGCGUCAUAUGUCUCUGUCCAUGUUGACAACUCUCGUGAUAUUGGAAACAAAGUCACAUCAAUGAUAUUUCUGUGUGGGAAGGCUGUGGAAGAUCUCUGCAGAAUAAAACAGAUUGACUUGGACUCGAGGCACAUGGGCUGGGUGACUAGCGAGCUGCCCGGAGGGGACCAUCAUGUGAUCAAGAUUGAGCUUAAGGGUCCUGAGAACACGCUUAGGGUACGGCAGGUCAAAGUACUUGGCUGGAAGGAGGGGGAGAGCAUCAAGAUCGCUGGGCAGAUAUCAGCCAGUGUGGCCCAGCAGAAGAAUUGUGAGGCUGAGACGCUGCGUGUCUUCCGACUCAUCACAUCACAGGUAUUUGGGAAACUAAUAUGUGGGGAUGCAGAACCAACACCAGAACAAGAAGAAAAGAACCUGCUCUCCUCACCUGAGGGUGAGGACAAGGCUCCAUCUGAUGCAGACUUAAAGGAACACAUGGUUGGCAUUAUUUUCAGCAGGAGCAAACUGACCAACCUUCAGAAACAGGUGUGUGCCCAUAUUGUCCAAGCCAUUCGUAUGGAGGCCACACGAGUGCGGGAAGAAUGGGAACAUGCCAUCUCCAGCAAAGAGAAUGCAAACUCUCAGCCCAGCGACGAUGACGCGUCUUCUGAUGCUUACUGCUUUGAGUUGUUGUCUAUGGUGCUGGCCUUGAGUGGAUCUAAUGUUGGUCGCCAGUAUUUAGCCCAGCAGCUCACGCUGCUGCAGGACCUCUUUUCCCUUCUUCACACCGCCUCGCCACGUGUCCAGAGACAGGUGACGUCACUGCUCAGGCGUGUUCUUCCUGAGGUCACACCCAUGCGCUUGGCCAGUGUUAUCGGUGUAAAGGCGCUGCCACCGGCUGACAUCAGUGACAUCAUUCACUCUACUGAGAAGGGCGACUGGACCAAGCUCGGUAUUUUAGAUAUGUUCCUGGGCUGCAUCGCCAAGGCCCUCACUGUGCAGCUCAAGGCCAAGGGCACCACUAUUGUUGGCACAGCUGGCAUGGCUGCGGGCAAAGGGGUCACUACAGUCACCUUGCCCAUGAUCUUCAACUCAAGUUAUAUACGACGCGGAGAAAGUCAUUGGUGGAUGAAGGGCUCUACUCCACCUCAGAUUGCUGAAAUUAUCAUUAAACUAGUCAAAGACAUGGCUGCUGGACACCUCUCAGAUGCCUGGUCCAGGGUGACUAAGAAUGCCAUUGCAGAGACCAUCAUUGCACUCACAAAGAUGGAAGAGGAACAUCGCUCUCCAGUUCGCUGCAUUGCCACUACACGGCUGUGGCUUGCAUUGGCCUCUCUGUGUGUUCUGGAUCAGGACCACGUGGACCGACUGUCUUCUGGUCGCUGGAUGGGCAAAGAUGGGCAGCAGAAGCAGAUGCCUAUGUGUGAUAACCAUGACGACGGCGAGACGGCAGCCAUCAUUCUGUGUAAUGCAUGUGGAAAUCUGUGCACUGAUUGUGACCGCUUCCUCCAUCUCCACCGGCGCACACGUACCCAUCAGAGACAGGUUUUCAAAGAGGAGGAGGAGGCCAUUAAAGUGGACCUACAUGAAGGCUGUGGUAGAACCAAACUCUUUUGGCUCAUGGCAUUGGCAGAUUCCAAGACCAUGAAGGCCAUGGUGGAGUUCCGUGAACACACAGGUAAACCAGCUUCCAGCAGUUCAGACGCCUGCCGCUUCUGUGGCACUAGGCACGGCACAGAACUGUCUGCAGUGGGAAGUGUAUGUUCAGACCAAGACUGUCAGGAGUACGCAAAACUGGCCUGCAGUAAGACUCAUCCAUGUGGUCACCCAUGUGGAGGGGUCAAAAAUGAGGAUCUGUGUCUUCCCUGUCUGCAUGGUUGUGACAAAACCGCAACCUGUUUGAAACAGGACGCUGAUGAUAUGUGCAUGAUUUGCUUCACUGAGGCUCUGUCUGCUGCCCCAGCAAUCCAGCUGGACUGCAGUCACGUUUUUCAUCUUCAGUGCACAAGAAGAGUUCUGGAGAACCGCUGGCUUGGACCCAGGAUAACCUUCGGGUUUAUGUCUUGCCCUAUUUGUAAGAACAAAAUAAACCAUUUGGUUUUAAAAGACUUGCUGGACCCCAUUAAAGAGCUGUACGAAGAUGUGAGGAGAAAGGCUUUAAUGAGACUGGAGUAUGAAGGCCUACACAAGAGUGAAGCCAUCACAAUGUCUGGAGCUCGAUUCUUCAACAACCCUGCAGGAUUUGCCAUGAAUAGAUAUGCAUACUACGUCUGCUUCAAAUGCAAAAAGGCCUAUUUCGGGGGAGAAGCUCGCUGUGAUGCCGAGGCAGGACAAGGCGAUGAUUAUGAUCCCCGUGAACUCAUCUGUGGAGCCUGUUCUGAUGUGUCUAGGGCACAGAUGUGCUCCAAACACGGGACUGAUUUCCUGGAGUAUAAAUGCCGUUACUGUUGCUCCGUGGCUGUGUUCUUCUGCUUCGGGACAACGCAUUUUUGCAACGCUUGUCAUGAUGACUUCCAGAGGAUGACCAGUGUCCCAAAAGAAGAGCUGCCUCAUUGUCCUGCUGGACCAAAAGGAAAACAGUUAGAGGGAAGCGAGUGUCCCCUGCACGUGGUACAUCCUCCCACUGGAGAAGAGUUUGCGCUGGGGUGUGGUGUGUGUAGAAAUGCACAUACCUUCUAAACAAACAACAACACUGGGGUCCUGUGUUGAUCUCUCUAAGUAUAUAUAUAUAUAUAUUCACCCCUCUGUGGCGGCCGAUUUCCUCUUCAGCUCAGUCUGAGAGCAGAUAUACUGGACGCUCCAUCCCAAGGGGGCUGUGACCAAUCACCUUGCUCCAGGGUGCAUCCUCCCUCUCUUUAGAUGCUGAAGAAUUAAAAAAAGAACAAAAACAUUUAUUUAAAAAAAAAAAAAAAACGUGACGUGUUUGCAUGCAGCCGUUGUAACCCUAGCGGCUUGUAUAAACGUUGCACACCUCCCGACCACUGAAGUGUAACAAUGUAUGGAGGACUUUUGGAACUGAAUUCAAGAGCACCGUGGAUGGGCCGUGAUUUCAGCUUCUCGAAUACAAAUUAAAGAUUCUAUUGUUGUAUGUAAACUGAAUUUGUUUUGGUAAUCUUGUACAGUAUACCUUCACUUUGGAGUGCAACAUGGUUUGACGGCUAAAGAUUCAAAACAAAAAAACAUGCUAUAAGAGGACUUUAGAAUGUCAUGCUGGAGGAAAAUAGUGUACGAUUUAUCUAAUCUUGUAUAUAAUGUCAGUAACCCCUUCAUAUGUGUAUUCCAAUGUUGCUACUCUACACUUCAGUUUGGUUUGAUAAUUCUGGGUUAUGUUUUGAGCCAGAACUUUUAAUGAAGUGCAAUACUGGGUGUGCCUCCUCGCAGAUGUAAACAUAUGGAAUGUAUGUCAAUAAAAGCCACUGUACAUUUUUAUACAGUGAUAAACACGCUGUCGUGUUUCACCCAUUCCCCUCCCCGGCAAGUAUGAUAUCAUUUCUGUAGUCAGAACGUUAUCGAGGGGCUUAUUGUCUGCGGUGUCUGCCCUUUUUGUCUCAAUGAUGUGGUUUAAACCCCUUUUUUCCUGUCAUGAAAAAAAAUAUAUCUAAAGGUGAGUAUGUUCUGCUUUUGUAUUGUAAGAACAGCACUCUUUGGGGCCAGUCUUCACACCAAAUCAAAGCAACGUGAGGCAACAUAAGAGAUAUAUUAGAAAUUGUGGCUAUUUAGUGGUUGUUUUGGAGGCAUAUGGGAGGAUAUUUUGGAGGUGUGAUAAACAGCUGCUGUAGAAAAAAAAAAGUAAAAGAAAAUUGCAACUUGUGAAUCUGCUUUGUAUUAUUAUCUGUGGAUGGAGCUGAAUGGUAAUAAUAAACCGGGUUCUCUGUUCAGCAAGGUACAUUACC